This is a messenger RNA of Macrosiphum euphorbiae (potato aphid), 501 nucleotides long. NCBI's taxonomy places the organism in Eukaryota, Metazoa, Arthropoda, Insecta, Hemiptera, Aphididae. The record is from the annotation of a GenBank genome assembly.
AUGAUACAAACCGAAAGAAUGAAACAAGUUUUAGAAAAUCGACAAAUUAUUAAACCCAUCAUUGAAGCCAUAAUGUUGUGUGGGCGUCAAAAUAUGCCUAUAAGAGGACACAUUGUCUGGGGACGCUUACAUGUUGAUGAUAAUCUACAAAAUAAUCAAGGCAAUUUUCGUCAAAUUAUUCGUUAUCGAGCACAGGGAGACUAUGUAUUAAGGUCAAUUCUAGAAAGUGAAAGAAAAGUUAAAUAUUUAAGUAACACUAGCCAAAACGCUAUCAUAGAUUCUUGUAACUCAGUUUUACUCAGUAAAGUUGUAUCAUCAGUAAAUAAGGUAAAGUGUUUCGCAGUACUUUCUGACGUGACAUCUGAAAUUUCCGGAAUGGAACAAGUUUCCUUGUGCUUCAGAUAUGUCGACUUAGACAAAUUAGAACUCCUUGAAGAUUUUCUUCAAUUUAUACCAACAAAUGAUACUACAGGAAAAGGACUAGCAAAUUUAAUUUUAUAA